GAUACCUUCGACGUGACUCCAGUACGAUCUCGACCUGUUCUCGCACCGCGAGUACCAGCCGUCACAGCACUCGCCGCAGAGAGAAGAGCCCCCAAUCGACGCAAGAAGCUCAAAUGGCGGACGCGCGAUUCCAGGCUUCGCAGCUCUAUAACUUGGAGCUGGACGUCAUGCAUCUUCAACAGGAGAUCCAACGCUUGGCAGAGUAUCAGCAUAUUCUUGACGCCCGCACUUUCAAUCGUCGUGAUGCGCUGGAUGGCUACUACGUCAAGACAGUGCAAGAGUACCACCGUGUAUUUGAGAACGGCUAUCGUCCAGGCUCCCCGCUUGAUGCGACUCAGUACGUUAUGCAAACUAUGGACGAGAACCUGAGUAUCGGUGGGUUUGGCGGACGUGGCGUGAUGCUGCAUCAGUGGGAAGAAUACACAAAGGCGCUCUCCGGCCUCGAAUUUCACUACCUGCGCUCUCAAGUCCUCUCGAUGGAAGGGCACACGGUCGUCACGUCCUAUGCCAGCUACAAACACAUCGUAACACGAGACACGGUGGAGGUCAUGUUUCCUGAAGCACUACGACAAUAUCCACGCAUUGUGACCAAGUUGUUGGGGCGUGUGUUCAAAGGCGUCGGCAAGUUUGACUUCGUCUUUGACACGCAGACGCACAACAUUAUCUCGUUUGACUUCGAACUAGACUUCCUCGAAGAGUUUUCUCGUUUGCUUCAGGACCCGCGCGAUCUUUGUGCCAUUUUCAAAGGAGCAAGGAUCACCGAGGAAUGUCUGAUUGGGGACGUUACCGGCUACGGGGAGGUCACGUCGAGUCCAAACGCUGUGAGACACGGGACAAGAGCGCGUGUGUUCAGCGUCAACUUCGCUGUUGCGACGUCCAUGUAA
Phytophthora infestans T30-4 is the source of this 884-nucleotide messenger RNA. RefSeq lists its product as uncharacterized. Bases 114 to 884 code for a protein of 256 amino acids. The transcript is spliced from 2 exons. Lineage: Eukaryota; Oomycota; Peronosporomycetes; Peronosporales; Peronosporaceae. The record is from RefSeq and is a predicted model, not a curated record.